Molecule: messenger RNA, 761 nt
Organism: Acyrthosiphon pisum (pea aphid)
Lineage: Eukaryota; Metazoa; Arthropoda; Insecta; Hemiptera; Aphididae
Exons: 4
Coding region: 129-761 (210 amino acids)
Biological process (GO): chromatin remodeling
Cellular component (GO): Ino80 complex
Source: RefSeq, a predicted model, not a curated record
AUUUUAAUAAUAAGUUAUAACAUGUACAUUAUGGAACCGUUAAUAUAAAUACGUUUCUUACUUUCCUGUGCUUAAUUAUUAGUUACCUAAUUGUGUUUGCUACUGUUCAUCAUAAACUUUAAAUCAACAUGUCUGGUAAUGAUGAAUAUGUUGAUGUAAUGACAUCCAGUCCACCUCUAACAACUAGAACAACUUUACAAAGUUCAGGAAUGAAGAAGAAAAAAGUAAAAAAUAAUAAAGACAAUCCAGGAUCAAGUGAUGAAGAACGUUGGUUAAAAGCAAUUGAAACGGGUAAAUUGGACGAAGUUGAUGAUGAGUUGAAGAAAAUUAAAAAAAAGGAUCCAAAAAUGAUGACCGCUAGACAAAGAGCAAUGUUUGACAGAAAAUCUGAUAAAGAAUUCACCGAAGAACUGGUUGCAUUGCCUUCUGGGUAUCGGGAAAAGGUAUUAACUCCAGAAAUGUUGCAAAAAAAAGCUAUUAAAUCCCAAAAAAGAAAACAACAAGCAGAUGAAAAAAGAGAAAAUGAUAAAAAAAGAACCAUGGAAAGAUUGUUGAAAAAACAUGAAAGCAAAUCUAAAACAAAUGCUAAAGGACGGAUGGCAAGAAAGGCUGUUAAUAAUAUUAUUUAUAUUAGUAAAAUGAUAAAGUAUCUCUACUUUCCUGAAUCCAUACUUAAAAAAUCUAAAAAUCAGAAUUUGAAUAAAUUAGUGAAUUUAAAGGUUAAAAAAGAGGUGAGGAAUGCCACUGAACAUGCUUGGUGA